CACUCCCCGUGCUUGAAGUGCGUGAGCCAUGACAGUGCUGGACAGUGUGGGCCAGGCGGCCUCCAAGGCCGCCUCCGGCGUCGGCAGCGCCCUGGCCACGGCCCGGGACCGGGCCGGCUCCGCGGUGGCGGCCGCACCCGCCGCCGGGGAUCCGCAGCCGCAGCCGUCGGAGGAAGCCAAGGAGUCCGGCAGGUACCAGGGCGUACGCCAGCACCUGGUGGACUUCUUUGAGGAGCGGCGGAUGGCCGUCGCGCACCUGCGGGAGGCGGGGUUUGGGCGGCGGGCGCUGCUGAAGGGCGCCAAGACGGAGGCGCUGGACCGCCUGGUGAGCCUCUCCAAGCCCAUCCGGAGCCGAGUUCUGAUGGCGCUCCGGGAGUCCAUGAAGGAUGUGGCGCUGGCCGAUCCAGACAUGUGGUCCUCCGCGCGGCUGCGGAUCGCCAGCCUCAUCGAUCACUUUUGGGACGACCUCACGGUCUACGUGGAAUCCGUGGUGGUGGAUGCCAAGGACCAGAUGCUGAGCCGGGCGGCGGACCACGCGGUGCUGGAGAACUUCGGCUCGAAGCCCUGCUGCCUGGGUCUUCCGUGGCUCAGGGCGAGGCUGCUCUACGGCUAUCUGCCCUUCGACAUCUCCAUCUUCGGGCAGAUCAAGCGGCCCGGCUUCUGGAUUCUGACGUUGCUCAGCAUCACCCCCACCUAUGGCGUGCGGGUGAUCUUCUUUGCGAUCCUGCUGCUCUGCAUUUUGGGGGGCAACCCGCCGGACGAGUAUCAGAUGGUGACCUUCAUCCUCUCCUUCAAGGGCGCCCAGUUCUUGUCCAGCGGUGUCCUCAUGGCCUGUGUGGCGGCGGUGAAGUACUACAUGUGCGUCAAGCCUGGAGGGGUCCACACCUGCGACACCAACGGCCCGGGCGUGUCGCAGGACCUGGUGACGAGCUCGGUGGACUUCUUUGGGAGCUGCGUGCUGGUGUGGAUCGCCUUCCUCCUGCUGCCGUGGACCGCGAGCUUCGGGGCGGCGCGGGACUUGGACGAGGACAGCGGCGGCACCGAGAAAGAGGAGGGCUGCUGCAGCAAGUACGACCGGGGCCGCGGGGGGCGCCUGGCGCGGCUGCUGGGGUACGACUUGUUGAGCUUCCUGGUGAGCUGUGGCCUCAUCUACUACCUCACCAUCGAGGACAUCUCUGCGCAGGAUGAGACCAACCUGCAGCAGGUGGCCACGGACAAGGACCUGCUGCUGUCGGACCUGCAGAACUGGCAGUUCCGCUCCAGGGUCUUCUUCGGUCGUGUGACCUACGCGCUGCUGUCGUUUCCCUUCCUCAUCUUCCAGCUGCCGGUGCUGAACAGCAUUUUGACGCACACCAUGCCCACUGGGUACAACGCCCAGGGCUACUGCGUGCCUUACCUGCUGCGCCCCAUGCCGGAGGAGACCGAGAGGCAGGAAAGCCGCCACAUGGCUUGAAGCGGCCAGGCGACAGACCUCUUGACCAGAAAUCCGAGCGCGUUUCAAGCCAAAGCGCUCGAACAAUGGAUUUCUUUGAACCUUUUUUUGGGUGUGC
Molecule: messenger RNA, 1550 nt
Organism: Effrenium voratum
Lineage: Eukaryota; Dinophyceae; Suessiales; Symbiodiniaceae
Source: the annotation of a GenBank genome assembly